AUGAGUAACGACUACUGCCGUAAACAGAAAACGUCCAAAAACACCCUUACACGCGCUCGUUCAUGCCCUUCAAUCCGUAAGAGAAUACCCUCCUCCAGGAAACAUUCUCUCGACUCGUAUGACCUCCGUGGUCCAUGCCGCUACAAAAGUUCCCUUGUUUUACUAACAAAAAAGUUCGUGCGCAUGUUGAGGAAUUCGUUAGAUGGCGUCUUGGACCUAAACAGCGCCGUCGUUGCAUUAAACGUCAAGAAGCGACGCAUUUAUGAUAUCACAAACGUCCUCGAAGGGAUUGGAUUAAUCGAAAAGAAUUCUAAAAAUCAUGUGCGUUGGAAAGGCGCAGUUUUACCGUCGACAAGCUCAAAUUUCAAGCGACGAAUUGAAGAUUUAAAAAAACGCAACGCUCAUCUUGAGACAGAAUGCCAAGAUCUUGCCGGAACCAAGGAUGAAAUUGAUGCUGACAUUAAACAGAUGUUUGAAUCAGAAGAGACACGCAGAUUAGCAGUCUUGUAUCGAUCUGACAUUCAGAACCUCAUGCAUCUAGAAAAUGAUGACGAUCUUGUUGUCAUAAACUGGCAUCAUGAUAGUUUAAUACACAUUGGAAAAUCAAUCGAGGACGACCAAUCCAAUCGGUACACUCACACAUUCUCAAUCAGACAUCCCGACAAUCCACCCACCAAUAUCAAUCGCCUGCCCCCUCUCUAUCUCCCCCAUCAUUUCUCAAAUGAUUUCUCUCAAUUAAACUUGUCUCCUACUGGUCUUCAAAGCAGGCAACUUCAUAAUACUGGAUUACCAGUUAACGCGAUUGAUGAUCGUGACCUUCAUUCUCAAGAAUCGAUACUGGAUUACUCAUACGCAUAUACAGCUCAAGCUCCGACUCCGAUUUCUCCAGAUAGUUGCGAGUUCAAUGACCAACAGUGA
Molecule: messenger RNA, 918 nt
Organism: Paraglomus occultum
Lineage: Eukaryota; Fungi; Glomeromycota; Glomeromycetes; Paraglomerales; Paraglomeraceae
Source: the annotation of a GenBank genome assembly